CGCGCGGGGCCGACCCCUCCCCCCCCGACUUCUCCUCAGUCAGUCAGUCGGACACGGCGAAGCGGGCCAUGGCCGGAGCCGAGUGACAGGAGAAGCUGAAGGGAAAACGGUGACCGAAGGCCGCCGCCUCCUCCUCCUCACCGCCGCAGGCCCGGAAUGUGAACGGAGAAGCGACGGAGGAGGAGGCCUCGCGGGCGGCCGGGCCUGUCGUUGGGUGGGGGCGGGGGCAAGGAGCAGGCCGCGCAUGGGACCCGGGAGCCGGCCCUGACGCCGCCUUGCGCCGGGGGUGGACGACGACGAGGCCUAGCAGGCAGCGGCGGCGGCGGCUCCUCCUGCGGCAGAGACCGCAGCGCGGCGAGGCAGAGAACCGCCCGGCUCGCCUCCGCCUCCGCCCGGGAUCGCCUCCCGCCUCCUUUUCUCUCCUUGUCUCCGGAUUCUCUACCAGGAGGGGUCAAGUAGGGAUAUGUCCUCAGCACCAACCACUCCUCCAUCAGUGGAUAAAGUAGACGGAUUUUCUCGGAAGUCCGUCAGAAAAGCCAGACAGAAGAGGUCACAGAGUUCCUCCCAGUUUCGGUCUCAGGGCAAGCCUAUCGAGUUAACGCCACUGCCUCUGCUAAAAGACGUUCCAUCUUCAGAGCAACCUGAAUUGUUCCUAAAGAAACUUCAGCAGUGUUGUGUCAUUUUUGAUUUCAUGGACACACUUUCAGACCUUAAAAUGAAAGAAUACAAGCGUUCAACUCUUAACGAACUUGUGGAUUACAUUACAAUAAGCAGAGGCUGUUUGACAGAGCAGACUUACCCUGAAGUAGUUAGAAUGGUAUCUUGCAAUAUUUUCCGAACUCUUCCUCCUAGCGAUAGCAACGAGUUUGAUCCAGAAGAAGAUGAACCUACCCUUGAGGCAUCAUGGCCACAUUUACAGCUUGUAUAUGAAUUUUUCAUACGAUUUUUGGAAAGUCAAGAAUUUCAGCCCAGCAUUGCCAAAAAAUACAUAGACCAGAAAUUUGUAUUACAGCUUUUGGAGCUAUUUGACAGCGAGGAUCCUCGAGAGCGGGACUACCUAAAAACAGUCUUACACAGAAUUUAUGGCAAGUUCCUUGGUCUUAGAGCAUUUAUCAGAAAACAGAUUAACAAUAUUUUUCUACGGUUUGUUUAUGAAACUGAACACUUCAACGGUGUAGCUGAACUGCUGGAAAUAUUAGGAAGUAUUAUCAAUGGCUUCGCUUUACCUCUGAAAGCAGAGCAUAAACAGUUUUUGGUGAAAGUGCUGAUUCCUCUACAUACAGUUAGGAGUUUAUCACUAUUCCAUGCACAGUUGGCGUAUUGCAUAGUGCAGUUUCUGGAGAAAGACCCUUCACUCACAGAGCCUGUCAUUAGAGGUUUAAUGAAAUUCUGGCCGAAAACCUGCAGUCAAAAAGAGGUCAUGUUCCUUGGGGAACUGGAGGAGAUAUUGGAUGUGAUUGAACCUUCACAGUUUGUCAAAAUUCAAGAACCCUUGUUUAAGCAAAUAGCUAAAUGUGUCUCUAGCCCGCAUUUUCAGGUGGCAGAAAGAGCACUCUACUAUUGGAAUAACGAAUACAUCAUGAGUUUGAUAGAGGAGAAUUCCAACGUAAUACUUCCCAUCAUGUUUUCCAGUCUGUACAGGAUCUCCAAAGAACACUGGAAUCCGGCGAUUGUGGCUUUAGUAUACAACGUGCUGAAGGCUUUUAUGGAAAUGAACAGUGCCAUGUUCGAUGAGCUGACGGCCACUUACAAGUCAGAUCGCCAGCGCUUAUCCAAAGCAGCAGGUGAAACUAAUGAGGAAACUUCGGGAACUCCGGGCAGUUUGCGACUUGGUGAAAGUCGUGUCUUUUGUGAGACUCGGGGUUCCCACAAGCAAAGCGAAGGGUACUGUAUGUCAUCAAGCCUUGUUAGCGAGAAGAAAAAAGAGAAGGAGCGGGAAGAGCUGUGGAAGAAACUAGAGGAUUUGGAAUUAAAGAGGGGUCUUAGACGCGAUGGAAUAAUUCCAACUUAACAAAAAGAAAAACUUCAGCAUUAAUGAUCCUGUGGAGUCACACAUGUAUGUAGUAGAAGAUGGAGCAAACGUUUUCUGUAUUGUGCAACUUUACAGUAGAUUUCACAUUUGUUUCAUUAUUACAACAGCACUGUAUAUAUCUGUCUCUAAGUAACGGGGGAAAACAAAAAUAAGGACUUCAAUCCAAAGCUUGGACAAUGGAUGGACUUUCUCAGAACUUUGCAAAAUAAUCAUUGUUUUAAACCUUCUUUAAGCCAGUCUUCAAAAGAUCCAUCGAUGAAAAUUGCUAUGUCCAAAUUUCCAUUGUCAGGACCUGUUCCUUAUUUAUCAUUAGCAGAGAGUGAUACGACUUCAAAUGUGAACAAUCUUAAAUUUAGCUUGUCUUUCUGCUAAAAAAAAACACACCACAAAACUGUUAAAUGUAUUUAUAGUAAAAGAAAAAAAAAGAUUGUCAUUUUCUUAUGAGUUUGUGUAACAUCUUUUUCCUCUGGAUAACUAUGAUGUAAUUUGACUUUUUGGGGGGGGGGGGGGGGGGGGGGUCAGGGGAUCUUUUUCCCUUUUUUUUGCACAUCUUCAUGAGUUGAAUGUUUAUACAGAUCAGGGCCGUGAGAAAAAAAUAUUAGGGUCCUUUAAUGCUAAGAGUUUUGUUCUGGUAUAAAGCAUCUUUUGAGCGCCGGACGUGCUCUGGUGCUCCUUCAGUGUGAACAUAACAAAUAAAUAUAACAGUGGUUAUAAACGGAAUCGGGAAGGGGGCUUUGGAUUAGUCAGCGAUGCUGACCGUACAUCCACGCUCACCUCUCCGAUCCUUAUCUGAGUGUGCCGUGACAAAAAGACUGAUAUUCAGCAUCUGACCAGUAUUAGUUGUAUGUCGUUGAUUAAAAAAAACAAACAAACAAAAAAGACAGACCAGGUUUGUGUUAGUAAUACCGAGGCUAAAUCAUUUGUAUUGCUAUCCUUUUUUUUCUUUCAGGCCAUUUGGGAUUAUUAAUAAUAACAAUAAUAAGAAAAGCUAAGGAAUACAUCUGUGAGAUGGAUCUCAAAAGGUCAUCAUGGAUUAUAAUAUUUCGGGGCAAGGGGGGUGGUGGCAUUUGAGCAAAGGUUUGGAUUGUUUGAAGUUUUGUUGCCUUACCUUUCUAAAUAUGUAUUUAUUAAACAUUCCAGCAAAAGAACCAACAACAAAAAAAGUGAAGAUAUUGGGGUGGAUGUAACUUCUAAAGAGGAAAAACGCCGUGAUUCAUGUAUGACUCGGAUCCUGUUUUUCCAUCACAGCUGUCCUUUUCGGUUUGGGGGCUGGAAUGGGUUUUGGGUAACAUACUUCAGAGUUCUGGUCUGGGGUGCUCAUUCCAAAUGACUGUAUUCGUUACCAAAAGCGGUUCUAAAAAAAAUAUAGAACGGGGGGGGGGGGGGGGGAAUAAGAGAAUGCCCCGUAAUUCUGGCAAUCCUAAUCAGCUGAGUAUUAAUUUAAAAAAAUAAAUAAAUUGAUUUUAUAUCCAAGGUGCAUUGUGACCAAACUGUUUAAAGGUUAAAAAAGCAAAAAGAGGGGGCGGGGGCUGUAUUAUAAAGUAUACAUUACUGGCUAUCUGCUUUGUAUUUAAAAGUGGAAUCUCACAUCUUUGGUAGAUAAAAUGCUGAUCAGACUUGUGUACAGUAUAUAUUUAGCUAAUGCAGGUGCAUUAUUAUAUACCGUAAGGUAUGUGUUUUUCAGGAUUUUUCUCCAGGAUGCUUUUGAACUGUUAUAUGACAAACAAUGAAUUGAUAAUCCUAAACCAUUGAUCCAGCCGUAUUUACAGUAUAAAGCUGAGUUGAUGUUCUUGAGUCUUUUUUUGUGAUAGUUGCAAAUAUGAAUUUACAACCUGUUGCCCUUGAUAGAAGUACAGUAUAAAUACAAGCUUGUAUAUUUUUUUUUCCUUCUUGCCAUUUAAAUAUUGGGUAGAAUUCGAGGUUACCUUGUUUCCAGACCCCUCCAAAAAAGGGGGGAAAAAGAAUCCCCUUUUGACUGACUUCUGUUUCGGGAUCACCAGGUCAGUUUUGUACACAAAAGUCUUCGCAUAUGGAUGUUGUAAACUUAAUGGCUUUGUAAAAGAGAAAAAAAAAACUUGACACUGUUAAUUCUGGGGGUGGGGGGGACAGAAGCAAAACUGACCAUACGCCUCAUCAACCAUGACAUGGUUUAACGGGAUUAAGCUAAGCCUCUUUUAAGAACAUUGACUGGGACUCAAUGUAAACUCGGCCGAUGCCGCCCUCAGUGAAACGUUCUGUUUUAAAAAGUGCUGGAGCAAAGGUGCAGGCUGAAAUACUGAAGAUGAAAUAAAUUUAUAACAAACCGUG
Molecule: messenger RNA, 4339 nt
Organism: Sphaerodactylus townsendi
Lineage: Eukaryota; Metazoa; Chordata; Lepidosauria; Squamata; Sphaerodactylidae
Gene: PPP2R5E
Product: protein phosphatase 2 regulatory subunit B'epsilon
Exons: 15
Coding region: 464-2011 (515 amino acids)
Biological process (GO): signal transduction; protein dephosphorylation
Cellular component (GO): cytosol; protein phosphatase type 2A complex; nucleus
Molecular function (GO): protein phosphatase activator activity
Source: RefSeq, a predicted model, not a curated record